CUUGGUUAAACAGUUUGCCCUCAGCUGGCCUUUCAGGUCUUUGCCGCUGAGUUUCCGUGCGCAGUUAGGAAGGCGCUGACUUUUGCGUAGUUGCAGACAGUUCUUAAGUAUGGCUGCAGCUGUAGGUAGGCGAGCCUUUUUGGAGGCUAAAUUAGCAGAUAUUAACCAAGAGCUAGCAGAGCUAGGUUUGACCGAAGCAGACCGAGCUCAGGUCCGCGAGUACAAUUGGGCGGUAGAGCAAGCCGAACAAGCGUAUCAGGCAGCCAUGGCUCCAGUGGGACUUACCAGGCCUAGCCGUGGCAGCGCGGUAGCAGUUAGCACCUGGCAGGAAGCCCAUCAGCGGGCCAAUUCAAACAGAAACGCUAAACGGAGGCAGGCUCGCGAGACGCACAGGCGCGGUUAUGAGUUGCUAUCACGUUACCAGUCUUGGGAACAGCUUCGCAAUCAGGGGACAGCUCUGCAAGAAGAAUUGGCCGCGCUCCCAGGGCCCAGCAACGCAGCGGCCGGAGCAGCGCCGGCUCACAUCCACAACGCCGAAGCAGAGGCACCGGAGGAAAUUGACAAUGGUGAGAACGGGGCGGAGCAACGGCCAGGAGGGUCCAGGGGCCGGCGGGCAACAGCGGCUCGCGUUCGGGCAGACAGGGGACGGGGGGGCACUCGUGCAGUCCGGGAGGCUUUCCAGGCGACCCCCGGCCGUCAGAUAAGCCACCGGCACGCCACCACUGCUUCACCUAACGCGCCUGACCCCGAGACCUUGGGCGUAACUGGUCACCUAGAUGCUCUUGCUGAAGAUUUCCUUGCCACCCAAGCAACGCCACUGCAGCACACCGGCCCUCCCGCCAUGCCCGGUACGGGGUCGCCGGCAAUCGCAAGGGCAGCGCCGGCGAGGGACGUGGGUGUGGCACCCAGCGCCGUAUCCGUCCCACCGACAGCGGUUGUACGGGCUCUCGAUCGCCUUGAGAACGCGGGCUUGAGCGAUGCAGCUCGCAAAGUACGGCGCCUCGCGAGCCUGGAGCUGGCAAGACGGGAAAUCAGGGAGCCUGUAUCCGCUGACGAGGCAGCGGAAGUCUGGAGGACGGUGCUAGAGCGGCAGCUGGCGGCUCUGCAGGACGAAGAAGACAGCGAACAGCACCAGCCUCAGCGCCAGCAACGGCAGCAGCAGCAAUUGCCGCAAGACCGGCGGCCGGCAGUCGCCACCCUGCAGAACGACCAACGGCACCCUGCCAUAGGGAACGCACGCUGGAGUGCCGGCCUGAACCUACAGGGCCUUCCCGGCAGCAGCAGGCUGCAAGCAUUUGGGGCAGCGUCAGCAGGCCUGGGAGGCCUAGGGGGACUGGGCCUCACGCUGGGGGGCAGUGGCGGGGACUUAAACAGCAACUCUUCAGUGCUGGGCCUCGGCCACCUACCCCUCGGCUCAGCACCGCCGUCCGCUCUGGGCCCCCUGGCGGCAACCGUUCAGCGUGAAGGGGCCUGGGCAGACGUGUUCGACCGCAUCCCAGGCCUCAGCAGCCUGGUCUCGCUGGCGGACGUCAGCUUCGCAUCCCGGGACCAGGCGACCUUCACGCACAAGGCAGACAGUCAUCUCCGCUCCCUGCAGCAUCUCGCGUCCCAGCUGGAAGCGGCCAAACACUGCGCAUCCUCUUCGGAGGAGCUCUCGCUGCUCUUGGCCAAGGCCGCGCAGGUGUGGGAGGAGGCUUUUCGUACACAAGAGGUCCUCCGGCAGGUGCAGAAUGCAGCCCGUGUCCUGCCCUUCAAGGACGUCAUGGACGUAUUCAGCAAGGGCUCUCCCCUCACACAGCAGUUCCUAGCCGCCCUGUCGCAAUUUACGGACAGCCAGCGCCAGCACCUCUUCGGGAAGUUCGCCUCAGCCGCCGCUCCCGCGGCGGCUUACCCGCCGCCCCCGCCUCUUCCACUCCCGCCGGCCCCGGCACAGCCCCGUGCCCCACGCGACAACGGCUGUUUCUACUGCAAGAGGCCCGGACACAGCUACCGCGGCUGCCGAGAGUUGCGGUCGCUGGAACCUGGGGCCCAAACGGCAGCAUUCGCAGAAUGCGCCAAGCAGGAGCAGGCAGCCCGCCGGCCGGCUUAGGACGCGGCAGCGUCAGCUGGGGGCGAGGUCGCCCCGGCGCCAACGGCGCCCCCCCUCCAUCCAGCCGCCGGCAGUACGGCCGGCGGUGGGGCAGCUGACGCAAAUACGGCAGGGAUGGAGACACCAGAAGUUUUGUGGAUGCCUGACUCGGCGGCGGAAACGCCGUCGGCCGGCCGCUGGUUCGGCCCAGGGGGCGUGAAGCUUAAUACGGCCGCGUGGCAGCGUCACGGCAUCGACACGCCUGCGUCCCGUAACGAAGCCAGCUGGACCUUCCACACCACGCCGCCAACCUCGCACCACUUGCGCAACUACCCAUCCGUGCGCGAACACAGCGAAUGGUACGCCAGCCACAUUGACGAGUUACUGCGCCAGGG
Astrephomene gubernaculifera is the source of this 2463-nucleotide messenger RNA. NCBI's taxonomy places the organism in Eukaryota, Viridiplantae, Chlorophyta, Chlorophyceae, Chlamydomonadales, Astrephomenaceae. The record is from the annotation of a GenBank genome assembly.